UACCUGGUUUAAAGUCAGUGGCGCGUUGUUCAGAUGCUAUUUUAAGGGCGCAUGCAUACAUGCGCAUGCGAUGCAUACGGAUUGCUUGUGCACCUCGCGCAUACACUUUGCCUCUCCCAUCUACCUAGCCGCACAUUCUUGGUAAAUUAUUUGGGAAAGAACAGCUGAUGCAGCGUUAAUAAGUUGUACUUUUAAAUCAAUGCAUCUGCAAACACCGUACAGCAAACACAUAUUUUCUUGACAGAGACAUCGUGUAGGCCUACAUGCCCAUAACUUUUAGGAUUGAUGAGUAUUUGAUCGUGAAAAACAUUGUUUUACCGCGAGUGAGUGUUAAAAAGAAGGAAUGAAUGCGGGCGCGCGUGUGUGCUCUGUUUAAACACACGCAAACUAAACACCUCAUCCUCAUCCUCAUCCUCAUCCGCUUAUCCGGGGUCGGGUCGCGGGGGGAGCAGCUCAAGCAGGGGGCCCCAGACUUCCCUUUCCCGGGCCACAUUGACCAGCUCUGACGGGGGGAUCCCGAGGCGUUCCCAGGCCAGUGUUGAGAUAUAAUCUCUCCACCUAGUCCUGGGUCUUCCCCGAGGUCUCCUCCCCACUGGACGUGCCUGAAACACCUCCCAAGGAAGGCGCCUAGUGGGCAUCCUUACCAGAUGCCCGAACCACCUCAGCUGACUCCUUUCUAAGUAAAGGAGCAGCGGCUCUAAUCCGAGUUCCUCACGGAUGGCUGAGCUUCUCACCCUAUCCCUGAGGGAGACGCCAGCCACCCUUCUGAGAAAACUCAUCUCGGCCGCUUGUACCCGCGAUCUCGUCCUUUCGGUCAUCACCCAGCCCUCAUGACCAUAGGUGAGGAUAGGAACGAAGAUCGACCGGUAGAUCGAGAGCUUUGCCUUGCGGCUCAGCUCUCUUUUCGUUACAACGGUGCGGUAAAGCGAACGCAAUACCGCCCCCGCUGCUCCGAUUCUCCGGCCAAUCUCACGCUCCAUAGUACCCUCACUCGCGAACAAGACCCCGAGGUACUUGAACUCCUUCACUUGGGCUAAGGACUCAUUUCCUACCCGGAGUAAGCAAUCCACCGGUUUCCUGCUAAGAGUCAUGGCCUCAGAUUUAGCGGUGCUGAUCCUCAUCCCAGCCGAUUCACACUCGGCCGCCAGCCGAUCCAGUGAGUGCUGAAGGUCACAGGCCGAUGAUCCAAUGAGGACCACAUCAUCUGCAAAAAGCAGUGACGAGAUCCUCAGACCACCGAACUGCAACCCCUCCCCACCACGACUACGCCUCGAUAUCCUGUCCAUGUAUAUCACAAACAGGAUUGGUGACAAGGCGCAGCCCUGGCGGAGACCAGCACCCACUGAGAACGAAACUGACUGGCUGCCGAGAACACGAACACAGCUCUCGCUUUGGGAGUACAAAGAUUGGAUGGCCCUGAGGAUAGACCCCCUUACCCCAUACUCCCGCAGCACCUCCCACAGUUUCUCCCGGGGGACCCGGUCAUACGCCUUCUCCAGAUCCACAAAACACAUGUAGACCGGAUGGGCAUACUCCCAGGCCCCCUCCAGGAUCCUUGCGAGAGUGAAGAGCUGGUCCGUAGUUCCACGUCCGGGGCGAAAACCGCAUUGUUCCUCUUCAAUCUGAGGUUCGACGAUCGGCCGAACCCUCCUUUCCAGCACCUUGGAGUAGACUUUACCAGGGAGGCUGAGAAGUGUGAUACCCCGGUAAUUGGCACACACUCUCUGGUCCCCCUUUUUGAACAGGGGAACCACCACCCCGGUUUGCCCCUCCUUUGGCACUGUACCCGACUCCCACGCGAUGUUGAAUAGGCGUGUCAACCAUGACAGCCCCUCAACACCCAGAGCCUUUAGCAUUUCUGGCUGGAUCUCAUCAAUCCCUGGGGCUUUGCCACUGCGGAGAUGUUUGACUACCUCAGUGACCUCCACCAGGGAAAUUGACGACGAAACACCAUCAACCUCGAGCUCUGCCUCCAACAUAGAGGGCGUGUUAUUCGGAUUCAGGAGUUCCUCAAAGUGUUCCUUCCAACGUCCGACGACCUCCUCAGUUGAGGUCAACAGAGUCCCAUCCUUACUGUACACAGCUUGGAUGGUUCCCCGUUUCCCCCUCCUGAGGUGCCGGAUAGUCUUCCAGAAACACUUUGGUGCCGACCGAAAGUCCUUCUCCAUGGCCUCUCCGAACUUCUCCCACACCCGCUGCUUAGCCUCCGACACGGCAGCCACUGCAGCCCUUCGAGCCUGUCGGUACCCUGCAACCGAGUCAGGAGUCCUCCAGGAUAUCAUAUCCCGGAAGGCCUCCUUCUUCAGUCGGACGGCUUCCCUGACCACCGUAGUCCACCACGGUGUCCGAGGGUUACCGCCCCUUGAGGAGCCUAAGACCCUGAGGCCACAGCUAGCCACCGCAGCUUCAGCAAUGGAGGCUUUGAACACCGCCCACUCCGGCUCAAUGCCCCCAACCUCCACAGGAAUGCCAGAAAAGCUCCGCCGGAGGUGUGAGUUGAAGAUACCUAGGACGGGGGCCUCCUCCAGACGUUCCCAGUUCACCCGCACUACUCGUUUGGGCUUACCAGGUCUAUCCGGAAAUUUCCCCCAUUCCCUGAUCCAACUCACAACCAGAUGGUGGUCGGUUGACAGUUCCGCCCCUCUCUUUACCCGAGUGUCCAAAACAUGCGGCCUCAGAUCAGAUGACACGAUCACGAAAUCGAUCAUCGAUCUUCGGCCUAGGGUACUCUGGUACCAGGUACACUUAUGAGCACCCUUAUGUUCGAACAUGGUGUUUGUUAUGGAUAAUCCAUGACUAGCACAGAAGUCCAAUAACAAACGACCGCUCGGGUUUAGAUCAGGGAGGCCGUUCCUCCCCACCACGCCUCUCCAGGUGUCUCCAUCGUUGCCCACGUGGGCGUUGAAGUCUCCCAGCAGAACUACGGAGUCCCCUACUGGAGCCCCAUACAGGACUCCAUUCAGGGUCUCCAAGAAGGCCGAGUACUCUGAGCUGCUGUUUGGUGCAUACGCACAAACAACAGUCAGAGUUUUCCCCCCUACAACCCUUAGGCGCAGGGAGGCGACCCUCUCGUCUACCGGGGUAAACUCCAACACCGCGGCGCUCAGCCGGGGAUUUAUGAGUAUCCCCACACCCGCCCGGCGCCUCACGCCCUUGGCAACUCCGGAGAAGAAUAGAGUCCAACCCUUAUGCAGGAGUACGGUACCAGAGCUGAGACUGUGCGUGGAGGUAAGCCCCACCAGAUCUAACUGAUAGCGCUCCACCUCCCUCACAAGCUCCGGUUCCUUUCCCCACAGCGAGGUGACGUUCCACGUCCCCAGAGCCAGCUUCUGCCGCCCGGGUCUGGUCCGUCGAGACCCCUGACCUUCGCUGCCACCCAUGUGGCUGCGCACCCGACCCCAACGGGUCUUCCCACAGGUGGUGGGCCCAUGGGAUGAAGAGAGGGGGGGUGCCACGUAGUUUGUUCGGGCUGUGCCCGACCGGGCUUCGUGGCAAACCCGGCCACCAGGCGCUUGCCAUCGAGCCCUCCGUCUGGGCCUGGCUCCAGACGGGGGCCCCGGGCUUCUUCCGGGCCGGGUCACAUCUCCUCUUUUUUCGUUAUUCAUUGGAGUUUUUUGAACCAUUCUUAGUCUGGCCCCUCACCUGAGACCACUCUGCCAUGAGAGACCCUACCAGGAGCACAAGGCUCCAGACAACACAGCUCUCAGGUUCACAGGGACACGCAAACCUCUCCACCACGAUAAGGUGACGGUUCCAGGA
Molecule: messenger RNA, 3759 nt
Organism: Gadus macrocephalus (Pacific cod)
Lineage: Eukaryota; Metazoa; Chordata; Actinopteri; Gadiformes; Gadidae
Exons: 2
Coding region: 1801-2751 (316 amino acids)
Source: RefSeq, a predicted model, not a curated record